UUUAACUUGGUCCGGUAUCAUUUGUGGUUUCAUAUCACUGUAGCUCUGUUUCAAACAGACAGGGUUCAUGGAGCAUCACUGAGGUGGUUUUCGUCAGAGUCAUAUACUGAAAUGGAUGAAAGCGGCAUCGGGAAGAGGGAGGAGUUGCAGAACGGCUCCACCAGCCAUAGCUUGGACUGUCAGACCAAAGACAACCAGCCUGUGAAGGCCACUGUGCUUCAAAAAGAUGUUGGCCUGUUUAGUGGCAUCUGUCUGAUUGUUGGGACGAUGAUUGGCUCGGGCAUCUUCAUCUCUCCUAAAUCUGUCCUGCUGUACUCUGGAGCUGUGGGACCCUGCCUCCUCAUCUGGGCUGCCUGUGGCGUGUUAUCCACGUUAGGAGCAUUGUGCUAUGCUGAGCUUGGCACCAUGAUCACCAAAUCGGGGGCAGAGUAUGCAUAUUUAACAGAGGCUUUUGGCUCCAUUGUAUCCUACCUUUACUCUUGGACCACUAUCAUGGUGCUGAAGCCCUCCUCUUUCGCCAUCAUCACGUUGAGCUUUGCAGAAUAUGCCUCUACACCAUUUUACCCUGGCUGUAAGCCUCCUGUUAUUGUUACCAAGUGUCUGUCUGCAGCAGCUAUACUGUUGAUCAGCAUCAUCAACUGUUUGAGCGUCAAACUGGCGAGCUACGUGCAGAACUUCUUUACUGCAGCCAAACUUUUCAUCAUUCUUGUCAUAGUGGUAGCCGGCAUGAUUAUGUUGGCACAAGGAAACACAGAGACUUUGUCAAAUGCUUUUGAUGGUGCAUCAACGUCUGUUGGAGCAAUUGGACUUGCAUUUUAUAAUGGGCUUUGGGCUUAUGAUGGAUGGAAUCAACUGAAUUUCAUCACAGAAGAGCUGAAAGACCCAUUCAGGAACUUGCCUCUGGCCAUUCUCAUUGGGAUUCCUUUGGUAUCUGUGUGCUAUGUGUUGGUCAACGUCUCUUACUUCACUGUUUUAACAACCACUGAACUGUUGCUGUCUCCCGCCGUUGCCGUGACUUUUGGAGAAAGAGUCUUUUACUCCAUGUCUUGGAUCGUUCCUCUCUUUGUUGUCUUCUCUACAUUUGGUUCUGCCAAUGGAAGCUGCUUCACUGCUGGCAGACUGGCUUAUGUGGCUGGUAGACAGGGUCACAUGGUGAAAGUGUUGUCCUAUAUAAGCCUGAAGCGCUACACUCCAGCCCCUGCCCUUAUAUUCAAUGGUAUUUUGGCUAUUUUCUACAUUAUUCCAUCAGACAUCAACACCCUCAUUAACUACUUCAGCUUUGCUCAGUGGGGGUUUUAUGGUCUGGCAGCGCUGGCUCUCAUAGUUAUGCGUUUCACCAGGAAGGAGCUCCAUAGACCUGUAAAGGUGCCGAUUUUUGUAGCAGUGCUAAUGGUCCUGGUGUCCUGCUACUUGGUCCUGGCUCCCAUCAUUGAUAAGCCAGAACUGGAGUACCUCUACUGUACUAUCUUCAUCUUCAGUGGACUUCUCUUCUACUACCCGUUUGUCCACCGAAAGGUCAACUGGGGACGCAAACUCAUGAGGCCCAUCACUAAGCACUUACAGCUGCUGAUGGAGGUAGUUCCUCCUGAGAAAACUGAAUGAGAAAGGACUCUGACAAC
This is a messenger RNA of Plectropomus leopardus (leopard coralgrouper), 1619 nucleotides long. It is a transcript of the gene slc7a9, whose product is annotated as solute carrier family 7 member 9. Gene Ontology annotation, cellular component: membrane. Gene Ontology annotation, biological process: amino acid transmembrane transport. Lineage: Eukaryota; Metazoa; Chordata; Actinopteri; Perciformes; Serranidae. Gene Ontology annotation, molecular function: L-amino acid transmembrane transporter activity. The record is from RefSeq and is a predicted model, not a curated record.